UCGGAUAAGACGAGGUUAUGGGUAGAAUCAUGUAUUUUUCACAUAAUUUUCACAUACCGAUACCUCGUUGAGCAGUCACCGCAGAAAGACAACCAAAUCCAACCAUGGCUACCAUCAAACACAAUGCCAACCGGCAAGGCCGAUCCUCCCUCUUGCUGGCAUUCGUUGGUGUAGUUUCCUUCUUGCUUUCACAGAAUGCGCAACGAGGACAGGUAGAAUUGCUCUCUCGGCAAAUGAUGGAGGCAGAUGGAUUUGUGCAGGAUGCUCCGGAACAAGGUCAAGCAAAGUCUGUCGACAGCAACAAUGCGGUUGGCUCUGACUUGCUGCAAGAGCCCCAGUAUACACUCAAUGAUCCUACAAUGCGGCUGUCCCCCUAUGUGGAGCGUCCUUGGCUUCACUUUCACUCCGAUCGAUUCCCGCACGUGAUGGACAGGCCCAAGCGCAAGCUCAUCUUGACUGAUAUUGGAUGGAAUCAUCCCAACAAAAAGAAAGGACUGGCAGAGUUCCCAAGGUCCUUAUUGAUGCGAGAGUUGCUACAAGCGUUUAUCGAUCACCCCCUUUUUGACCCAACGUUUGACUGGCGGGCCAUGGCGGAAGGCAGGGUUCCCGUGGAUACGUCUCUGGAGUAUGUAGUGCUCAUGGACAUUGAAACUUGCUUUGAAUCCAACUAUCCAGUCAAUGUGGCUCAGUUCACAGCCAAUGCGGACACUCUCAUGGGGCGAGUAGUCAAAGACAAGGGGCAAAACCCAUGCUACAACAUGAAUGGGUGUGGAAAGCAACUAAGUCAUGUCCUGGAUUCACCCUUGUUCCAGCAAGUCAAUGCAUCCACACUCGUGUAUUUCAAUUGUGGAGGUAGCGGCCCAGGAAGGGCCCGCAAGGAGAGGUUUUCUUCGCAUAAGAUCUCUGUCGUGUCCAUCUCUGCUGGUCCAGAUAUGCUGAAUGAGGACUCUGACAUGGGUAUGCCACCACCAGCAAUUCACCCAGUUGUUCUCAGCCACAAGCAACGUCAGAGUAUCAUCAACUCUUGUGACAGCGAGUCUGAUCGCAAUCGUCCCUAUCUACUGUCCUUUGUGGGAAAGCAUCGUAAAGGCAGUCCUCGAAAGGAACUAGUCCAGCUGCACAAUGGCAAUGAUGUGAUUUCUAUGCGAACGCCAGUGUACGUGGAUGCUCAAAAGAAGGGUGAAUUCAAUGAAACCUUCCCAAGCCUGUUGAGAAAGAGCAAGUUUGGUGCAGUUCCUCGCGGGGACAAUCGAUUUUCCUAUCGCUUUACGGAAGUGUUGAGUGGAGGGGCCAUUCCUGUGGUUCACUCGGAUGGAUGGAUUUUGCCCUUUCGAGAAGAGCUGGUGGACUGGAGCAAGUGUGCCGUUGUGAUUCCAGAAAAGCAAAUGAAUCAGACUGUAGAAAUACUGAGAGAUAUCACAGAAACACAACGAUGCAGGAUGCGUCGGUACUGCUAUGAGGUCUAUGAGAAGUACAUGGUCAACCCAGAAGCCAACAUUGCAGGAAUACUGGACAGCAUUGAAGCUGCUCAUCACGGGAAGGCCACCAUCUAGUUUUUUUGUUAGGCUUCAUUCAUUCAUAGUUUCAUGUAAAGGAUGUGUAUGACUCAAACCGACUACUUAGCACCAAUCGUCGUCUGUC
This is a messenger RNA of Seminavis robusta, 1641 nucleotides long. NCBI's taxonomy places the organism in Eukaryota, Bacillariophyta, Bacillariophyceae, Naviculales, Naviculaceae. The record is from the annotation of a GenBank genome assembly.